Messenger RNA from Boleophthalmus pectinirostris (great blue-spotted mudskipper), 3702 nucleotides. RefSeq names its product zinc finger protein 710-like. Lineage: Eukaryota; Metazoa; Chordata; Actinopteri; Gobiiformes; Gobiidae. The record is from RefSeq and is a predicted model, not a curated record. Bases 485 to 2659 code for a protein of 724 amino acids. The transcript has 5 exons. Gene Ontology annotation, cellular component: nucleus.
ACCCCCCUCUCUCUCUUUGUCUCGCUCUCUCUCUCUCUCUCCCCCUCCCUUUCUAUCCCUGUACAAAACCCUCCUUUCUCUCUCUCUCUCCAUCAUUCUUCCCUAUCAUCCGUUUGCUCAACUCUUUUUCCACCACCUCUUUUUCAACUCUCCUCUCUAGCCUGGGCUCAAAGCUUGGACACUUUGGUCUCCACAUAAGAUAAGGAAAGAUAAGAAAAAGAAAUGGCGAACCUCUCAAAACAAAUCAAAUUUAAAUUUCUUCUCAGAUAUGUAAGUAACUCUGCGAUAUGUUCUGAGAUCUCGGCUGGACAUUGAGGUCAGUUUUGUGAUUUGUAGAUUGUUGUUGUUUGUGUGGUCUGCAUUAGUAGAUCCACUGCUUGUACUAGAGACAGUUUGAGGAAGAGGAAGGUGGGACGUGUUUGCGCCCCGCCUCUUACUGUCCUUUACAUAUAUAGAUCACACGGACAGUCUCUCCUCACUCACAAUGAGAUCUUUAAAGCACCUGAAGCCUUACAAGAGAAGUCUGGAGGAGGCGAGCUGGCGCCGGGGUAGAUGUGAACCCAAGGUAAUGGCCCGGCUGGUGGACACAGGCACACAGACAGAUCCAGUGGUUGUGCUGUCCUUGGCCCAGGCUGCCGUGCUAGGUCUCAUCUCACAGAAUGAAGUUUUCGGAGCUACCAUUGCACCCAAUGGCUUCUACACUGGUGAACCUAAAGAAUCCCCUGCCCCCCCAGUAGACGGAGUAGAUUACGAGUACGCAGACCAGCUUAUUGGAGCUAACGGAGAUUACCUCGGAGACAACUUAGGAGAGGACGGACAGAUGCAACCCAGCUGCAGUCAGAGGAGGUGGCAGCAGGGCCCUCCUCAGCAUCAGGAGGCUAAAAUGGUGGCCCCUGAGCGCCACAACCACCCAGGGGGGGACGGGGCUCAUGUAAAAGGGGAAGUGGUGAGCUCUGGGAUGUCCUCAUGUGUUCACAUGCUCAACAACAUGGCCCCUAGAGGUGGCCUAAUCCAAGUAGACCCAGCCACUCUGAGAGUCCGCAAUAAAAACUGUGUAGAGUGUGAACGGGAAGCAUCCACACAGCAGCAGCAACAGCAGCAGCAACAAGCUCCUGUUCAUACGCACCCUCCUCCAGGCCCUGUGAGCCACAGAGGAACUGAACCUCCAGCCCACAGAGGAUUGCAAGCCCCGAGGCCCAUGGGAGCUCAUGGGCGAGUGGCCAGACAAGAAGGAGAUGGGGUGGAGCACCAGCCGAACAAUAUGAUGAAGCCUGCGCAGCCAGAGGAGGCAAUCAGCAGCUACUUCCAAACCAGCGAAGUGGGCAGUUAUGACUCCAACGAAAUGGGAAUGGGCGGAGAGUAUGAGGACAGUGGCCAGGGCAUGAUGUGGACUGAUGGGAGCGGAGGGGGGCAGCAUCCGCCACCUCAGCAGCCCCAGCCUACACGCCGCCAAGGGGGCCGCAGAGUAGACCGGCUUGAUAUCAAUAUUCAGAUCGACGAGUCCUACUGUGUGGAUGUUGGUGAUGGCCUCAAGCGCUGGAAGUGCCGUAUGUGUGAUAAGUCCUACACGUCUAAGUACAAUCUGGUCACGCACAUCCUGGGACAUAGUGGCAUCAAACCACAUGCCUGUCCUCACUGUGGGAAGCUCUUCAAACAACCCAGCCACCUCCAGACUCACCUGCUGACCCACCAGGGAACCAGGCCUCACAAAUGCACCGUGUGUAAGAAGGGCUUCACUCAGACCAGCCACUUGAAGCGCCACAUGCUGCAGCACACUGACGUCAAGCCGUACAGCUGCCGCUUUUGUCGCCGUGGUUUCGCAUAUCCCAGUGAGCUGAGGGCCCAUGAAGUGAAGCACGAGCGUGGGCGGUGCCACGUGUGCUCACAAUGCAGCAUGGAGUUCCCCACCUACGCCCACCUAAAACGCCACCAGACCAGCCACCAGGGCCCCCACACCUUCCAAUGCACAGAGUGUAACAAGUCCUUCGCCUACCGCAGCCAGCUCCAGAACCACACCCUGAAACAUCAGAGCCCCAGACCUUACACCUGCUCCCAGUGCGGCCUGGAGUUUGUGCAACUCAACCAUCUACGGCAGCACUCACUCACACACAAGGGAAUGAAGGGUCACAAGUGCGAGGUGUGUUCGAGGGAGUUCACUCUGUCGGCCAACCUGAAGAGACACAUGCUCAUUCACAACAGUGUGCGGCCAUUCCAGUGCCAUGUCUGCUUCAAAAGCUUCAUCCAGAAACAGACUCUCAAGACCCACAUGAUAGUGCACCUGCCCGUCAAGCCUUUCAAAUGCAAGGUAUGUGGCAAGUCUUUCAAUCGAAUGUACAACCUCCUGGGUCACAUGCACCUCCAUGCGGGCAGUAAGCCUUUCAAGUGUCCUUACUGCACCAGUAAGUUCAACCUGAAGGGAAAUCUGAGCAGACACAUGAAGGUCAAGCAUGGGAUGGAUGUGUCACCGGAAACGCAAGAAGUGCUACCAGAAAUGGAAACCCAGGGGGAAUAUGAAGGACAGAACUUCAACUAUACCUCACCAGACAAUAUGGACAACGGUGGCUCCCAAAACCUCACAAAGCUCACAACUGCAAACAUGGAAGAUAUGGAGGAAUAUUACAACUUUGGGAAGGACACAAACAGCUACACCUCUCCUUGAGUGGAGACACACUCUGGGUUUUUACUGAGGAGGCAGCGCCCUGGACUCCAGAUAAACGGAAAGAAACGAGACACUUCAGAUGACACAUUUUCUGAACAUAUUUUGGAGCGCUUUUUUGGCACUUCCUUUUUCAGAGACAAAUAUGGCAGGCAGACUGUCACAUAUGUACUAUGUUCUCUGUUUGUCGCAGUCAAAAAAGAGCCUACAGUCCCGUUUAAAGUAACAGGUUUACUGUUUUUCACAAAUCACUAACGUAUGUCCUUUUUAAGUACAGUGCAUCAGACUGAAAGUGCCACAGACUUGUGCAACUCAACUUCCAGGCUGACUAUAUAAUCGCUAUAAACGGUAAAUAUAUAUACUUAUAUAUAGAUAUCCAGUUUUCUAUGAUUAUUAAAUAGGUUUGAAGUACUCUUCCUAAAUGUAGGUAACCAUUCCAUACUUAAACAUAAAAGCUGCUGGUGCGUUGGUGCUUUUUGCACUGGGCAUUGCAGCCUCAUUCUAAACAGGGCACUGGCUACAGACGUUGCUACUGUCCCAUGUCAGGAUUACCACUGUUGCUGGCAUGUAAAACAGACUGUAUAAAUAUUUGACAAAAUGCAGUGUUAAUCCAAUUUUUACAUGGUUUAGUUUUACAUUAAUAUCAAUCUACUGUAGGAAAUCUACCACUUGUGUCUGCAUUACAAUACAAUACAAAGCACUUUUUACAAGAUAGCUAUUAUUUCUGUGAAGCCCACCUUUGGUACAUAAAACAGUUUUUUUUGUUUGCUGGUAAAGGACCAGAUCUAUUUUCAUUCCUUUCAAUUCUGGUUUCCUUCUAUAAGAGGGCAUAUCAAAAUAUUGUGGAGUUGAAAGUGAUUUGAUUGUAAUCUUGGUCCUCAUUGCUCUGAUUUAGAAAGACUGUUCUUCCUGUCCUGCCAUGCAGGUCAGUGUUGUUAUGCACACUAAACCUUAUGAAUGAUCGAAUAGUUCUUUUAUGUUUAAUUUAAAGAUGAGAACUUGUGGCAUUAGACCAUGGAUUAUUUAAUAAAUGUUCUCAAGAUGGC